AUGCACAGAAACCAUAGUGUUGAAUUUUCACCUCUAAAAGUCGAUGCCUUAGAAUUGCCUGCAGUAUUAAGAAACACUAAUAGAAGACCAUCAAAAUCCGGCUCAGGCAAAUUUUUAUCGAAUAUAUGUACAGAAGAAAUCAAAGAUUUUCUUAAAAAAGAAAAAGAAAAAUCAAAAUCGAAAAAAUAUAUAACUAAAAAUUCACGUGAUAUUUCUUAUAUAAAGGACAAGCUAAGGCCACUCGAUCUACCUGUAAUCCCACCUCUUCCGACUGAUAUUAAUCACUUAAAAAAACUAAUGGAAUCUUCCAACUGAAACGGAGUCCCAAUUUCAUUUUCCCCACAAGGCAAACCUCAGCAUAUAUCAUGUAGAAAAGAAACUUGUGUAGAAUACGCGCUUGAAAAACACCCACGAUCUGGGUGCUUUUCUAGCUUGGAUUUUUAUGAGAUUCAAAACCCACAAACUAUAGAAAAUAUUGAAAGAGGAUAUUUAGGCAACCCAAGCGGCCGACAAGAAAUUGACCAUUUAAGGAAAUGAUUUUUCCAUAUGACUCAUAGUCAUGGCUCCUUUGAAGAUUUAAAUGCAAUUUAUUCAAUGUGCGGAAAAGAGCUAAUAAGACAAAUUUCAGUUCACUGUAUUGAAAGAGGAGAACUGUUAAAAGAACUUUUAAUGAAGUUUCCUGAAUUGUUUAGCCUACAAGAUAAAGAGUGAGAAAGCAAAAUAAAGGCAAAAGAAGAAAAAUUAUUGAAUGAAAUAAAAGAAAUAAAAGAAAAAUAUGAUAAAGAAAUAAAAAAGAGGAACGAAAAAAUCGAAGAAUUGCAAAGCUUGAUUGAGAAAAGUGAAGACAAAACUUUAAAGCUUUCAGUGGAUGCACUUUUGAUGAAAAAGAGAUGAAAAGAAGCUUUGAAAAAACUGAUGCAAGAAAGAGAAGAAUGAAAAAAGAAAACUAGCAGCACUGAAGUCGUUAUUAAACAGCCAAACUUAAAAAAAGUGAUUAAAGAGCCUCAAAGGAUAGAAGUGUCAACGGUUAAUUGAAAAAAUGAAGAAAUCAAGCUAGAGCAAAGCCAAAAUACUAUCCAGUUUACAGAACUGUCUGGAUUUUUGCAUGAAAGUGCAGAAAACAUAAAAGAUGUACUACAAACUCAAGAUGUGCUACAAACUCAAGAUGAAAGCCAAAGGAUUAUUGAUGAAGAAAUUGCUCAAGAAAUUGAUAUAGAAAAUAAUGAACAAUUUCAAGAGGAAAAUAACAGCCAGCCUGAGCUAGAAGGAGAUAACAAAAGUCAGCACGAGAUAGAGGAGGAACCAAAUAAUAAUCAGCAAGAUUUAGAAGGGGUUGAAGACUUUAAUGGGGUAGAAGCUGAAGAAAAAAUCAGUAAUAAAGAUAGUGAUUAUAAAGAAAUAAGUGAAACUGCGUGGGAAAUACAAAAGCAGUUAUCAAUCGAAAUUCUAUGCAAAUCAUUAAAAAUAGCAUUAAUUAUAGAUUAGGGCUCUUCCUCCUUUAACGUCUCACCGAGACGAGUCUUCGUAGAAGACUCGCUCAGCCGCUAGCGAACUCCUUGGGCAUGUCAGCAUUUCCACCAGUUCUCCUCCAGCUUUCGGCCUAGUUCUUAAUGCUGCUCCGGAACUUUGGAGUAUGUAGAUUUGGACUUGACAGCUGCUGCUUGAGUUACUAGAGUUCUACUAACUCCUUCCCUCCGUGAGCGAACAAAACCAUUGGAAAAAUCCUUAUUUUUUGACCAAAAACCCACCUUCCGUGAGCGAACAAAAAUUUUUUACGAAAAAAAUUUUUGAUAUAUAAAUGAUAAUUAUUAUAAUGAAAUCUCUAGCUAACUCAGUUUUAUUUUAAACAGCUUGCAUUUUAAAACAUAAAUUUCGCAAAUUAAAUUAAUUUUUGCUUCUCAAUUUUUACAAAUGGAAUUUUUUUAAAUUUUGAAAAAAAAAUUUUUAAAUAUAAUUUUUUUUAAAAAAAAAAUUCACCCCCCUCCGUGAGCGAGCAAGAUUUUUUGUUCGCUCACGGAGGGGGGGUAAGGAUACACACCCUAACUAAUAUCAGUACCAACUAUGCCUUUGUCAUCGGCACUAGUGGUCUCUAGGGGUAAAAGCCUUUUUCCAAAUGUCCAUCGGGAAGACACAAAUCUUCAUUGCAGUAUGAGAAGGCAAAACCAAGCCGGAGCACAAAUCCCCAGUACCCGUAGACUCCGUUUCCUGCUCGUUUUGGCUUCGGGCUAAAGCAAGGUCCCCAAACUCGAAGCAGGUCUGGGAGAGAACGUGCCGCUGACAUCACCAUUUUAUUUGUGCAAUUCUAUGCAUACCAAAAAAUGAAAAAUCAAUCGAAAAUAACCAGCCUAGUACUACGACUGAAAUAAGUAACGCACAUAUUGGAAUUCAAACUGAUUACGAAGAACCAAAUGAUAUUAUAAACACUUCAAAUACCAGAACUUCGCAAGCACCUCUAUUAAACUUGCCCAUUCAGCAAGACCUUUCCCGUCCAUCUUCAAAAGUUUCCAAAAAAAACUUAAAAAGUCAAGAAACCCAUCAAAAAUCUUCCCAAAAUUCAAAAAAAUUGAAAAAAACUCCAAUCAAAAACCGAGCUGAAGAAUCAAACAGCUUCGAAGGCAAAAUAUUUAUAACCUCAGACAAAAGAGACUCCGAAGAGUUCAAAACAAUCAAAGAAGUUGAUGCCGUAGAAGAAAUCGAAUCACGAGGGACUAAUUCUAACAACUGCUCCCCCACAAAGCAACUUAAAGAUACAGAAAACACACAAAAUAGCUGAAAUCUUACAGAAACAAUUGAAAAUCAACUAACAUCGAGGUCACAAGAAGAAUUAGAUGACCCCAAGCGAACAAAAUACCGUACUAAUAAAAGAAGGAAAACUGCAGUAGUAAAAGAUGAAUCAUCCCCAAUAAAAAUUAAAGGAAAAAGAUCAAGUAAAUUAAAAGGAGCAAGUGCAAGGUCUUCGAACGCCCCUGAUAUUGACAUAGAAAUCCUAAAAAAAUUGCAAAUUUUACAGAAAUUAAAUGAGGAAAUCCAGAAAAAAGAAAAAGAAAUUGAAAGAGAUACGUCAAGCGGCAGAAAUACUCAGGCGGAUUCUAGAAGAAGAGGAAAAUUAAGUGCUCAACGCAGCAAUGAAGAAUUGGUGGUGGAUGACGAUGAAAUUAGUAAAUUAAUCCCUGGAGAUCUUGAUAAGCCUUCAUGAAUUAUAGGCUAUCAUGUAGGCUAUGAAAAAGGAAAAACAGUCGGGUUUAUUGAAGGAGAAAAUUUUGGGUUAGAAGAAGGCCAGCUUGAAGGAUAUUUGCAAGCUAUAAGAGAAAAUAAAAUUUCUUACUCAAAUGCUCCUAGUGAAAAUGUAUAAUUAGUUGAUUAAAUUUCUGAUCGGCUUCCACAAGCUAAAGAUGGAUUUCACGCAGAAACCCAUUUUUGGCUCGUGGGAGCCGAUCAGAAAUUAAGCCAAAAUAUUAUAUCAUCAGAUGAAGAAGUAGAUGAAGAAGAGCUUAAAGAUGAAUAUUAUUCUGAUUCUGAUAGUUCUAAAACUGAUAUUAAACAAGAUAAUUCCCCUUCAAGACGGCAGUCAGGAUUUGCUGCACUUGCUCAAAAAGUUAUAAAGAAAAGAAGAGAACUUACCAAAGUAAUGGAAUUCCAAUUUCAUAAGAGAGCAAUAAACUUAGCUCACUCCCCCCCCCCCCUCCGUGAGCGAACAAAACCAUAGAAAAAUCGCCAUUUUUUGACCAAAAACCCACCCUCCGUGAGUGAACAAAAAUUUUUUUAAUAGAAAAAAUUUUAAUGGAAAAAAAUUUUGAUAUAUAAGUGAUAAUUAGUAUAAUGAAAUCUAGAGCUAAUUCUGUUUAAUUUUAAACAAAUUGCGUUUUAAAACAUAAAUUUUGCAAAUUAAAUUAAUAUUUGCUUCCCAAUUUUUGCAAAUUAGGAUUUUUUUAAAUUUCGAAAAAAAUAUUUUUUAUAAAAUUUAUAUAUAAAUUUUUUUUAAAAAAAAAAAAAUUAACCCCCCUCCGUAAGCGAACAAAAUUUUUUUGUUCGCUCACGGAGGGGGGGGGGAGUCAGAAAAAAACAAAUCCUGCGUUAACUAUAUUAUACAAGUUUAUGGCCAAAAAAAUAGAGUAUAUGAAGAAAAAGUCUACUAUGAGCAGAAAAAUGGUGAAUCGGCUGAUUGCUUCUAUAUAUGAAUCAGCCAUACAAAAAUUAAGAGAUGAUGAAAUUAUUGAAAAUUUAGCUGAGCUGGCUUAUGACCAAUUUUUUUCAAAAUAUGGGAUAAAAGCUCCUAGCUAUAAAAAAUUUAUUGAUUUUAUAGCCUCAUUGAUAUGCACGAAAGAAUCGAGAAGGUCUUAUAUUUUCUUAAAGUUUUUACAGUGCGGUCAUAAAAUUGGUACAACUAAUUACUCAAAACCGAGCCUGUUUCUUUAUCUCAGCUGCUUAGAAUACAUGCUAAACUCUAAACUAGGCAUCAUUUCAGGGUAUCAAGAUACAAGUGAUGUAAAUAUGUUUCCUGCACUGAGAGCGACUGAAUGCCUAAAAGAAAAUUUUGAAUAUAUUGAUAAAUCAGUGUAUACAAGCAUUUUAUCUCGAAUGGAUAAAAUAAUUUCAACUGACCCAAAGAGAAUCAAUGGGGCAGGUCUAAUAGAAUUAGAAACUUUUCUUGAAAUUGUAGUAGAAGAGUACGAAAAUUAUCAAAAGCAAAUCCAUGACGGAAUUUCUCUCAUUUUAAGGGCACUCAAAUGUAAUGUUAGAAAACAACUAUCAAAAUCGCUAUUGUUUAUUGUUAUAAGACAAAUGGUAGGAAAUAAAAUAAAUAUUCCUGCAAAAGAUGAAGAUUUCUCAAUAGAUGAUUUUUCAGUCAAAAAUAGGUUUAGAAGCAUUAUCAGCCUUCUGCAAAGCGAAAGCAUAGAUGUAGAAGAUCUGAAGAUAGCUUCAAUUGAAAGCAAUAUUUUCAAAAUUAAUGAAGUCAAAGAAAAAUAUAGCCUAAAUCAAGAAAUUUCUGUCGAAAAAGCUAAAGAAAUAAUUGAUAAAGAAAAAGAGGAGUUAUUGAUUAUUAUUGAAAAGAUGAAAAAUGCAAGGGAAAAGAAGUGGAAAAGCUUGGAUGUAGAAGAGUGGUCAUGGAGAAUCACAGACUGCGAAUCGGGAGCUGAAACUUCAAAAGAUAUACCUACUUAUAGAGAAUGUAAGCAUUCAUUAUGAUUGCCGUUACCCUAUCUUCAUAUAGUAUAUAGGAAAACAGCUAAACAGUAGGAAUGGUUUUAUUAUUAUAAUAAGAUAUACUCAAACUCUGAUGCUGGCUUGGAAAAUAUAUUGAUUAGAAUUGGAAAGAAUCAAUGAAAAUUAUUUAAGUCAGAUAUAA
This is a messenger RNA of Blepharisma stoltei, 5347 nucleotides long. Lineage: Eukaryota; Ciliophora; Heterotrichea; Heterotrichida; Blepharismidae. The record is from the annotation of a GenBank genome assembly.